AUGAGUUUUCUGCAAACUCUUAUCAGUACGAUAAAUAAAAAACAUGAAGAUAAACGCAAGAAAACAUAUGGAGGACAAUUAAAACUGAUAAAAAGUAGAAAAAGUCACCAAGGAAUUUACUUCCUACGAGACAGAAUUAAUGUGAAACCACCCAAGUCAGGCAUGAUAAACUCCUUAGUAAGUUCAAAACGUGCAGCGACAACCAUUAAAACGAUAAAAAAGACAACGGCAACCAAAUUUUUGGUGAAGCGAAAACCAGAAUAUGCUAGCAAGAAAGCGAAACCAAUAAAACACGAUGAUGAGGAAAUCCAGGACGAAGAUUUGUCAUGA
Loa loa (African eye worm) is the source of this 330-nucleotide messenger RNA. RefSeq lists its product as hypothetical. The record is from RefSeq and is a predicted model, not a curated record. The transcript has 4 exons. The coding region runs from base 1 to 330 and encodes 109 amino acids. NCBI's taxonomy places the organism in Eukaryota, Metazoa, Nematoda, Chromadorea, Rhabditida, Onchocercidae.